Molecule: messenger RNA, 1242 nt
Organism: Pichia kudriavzevii
Lineage: Eukaryota; Fungi; Ascomycota; Pichiomycetes; Pichiales; Pichiaceae
Exons: 1
Coding region: 1-1242 (413 amino acids)
Molecular function (GO): metal ion binding
Source: RefSeq, a predicted model, not a curated record
AUGAAGUUUGCCAAACUAUUUCAACAGGUACUUAAUGAGGAGCAUGUUCCUGAGGAGUGGAUUAAUCGUGCCAUCCAGUAUAAACAGUUAAAGAAAAGAAUAAACAAGGUUGUUGAAGAGUUGGAGAAUGUAGGAAUAAGCAAGGAUGACGAGAAUGUGACAUAUAGUCUGGAGCUGAUAGGAGAUACGGUGCAUCCCAUAUUGAAGAUUUGCUUGAGUCCAUUGUUGCGAACGUUGAUUCUUGAUAAAAUUAACAGUAUGGGAUAUGAAUAUGAGAUCAAGCCCUUGAAAAUUGAGGAAUUGGAUAACACUAGCGUUUGCACAACAAUCAAUCCAUUUGAUGACGAUAACAUUCAUUAUGAGUUGAAGAUAUCCCUCUUACAGGACAGUAAAUUUUUCCAAGUUUUAUAUGACGAGAUUGAAGAUUUGGAUAAAUUUAAAGAGGAGAGAGAAACAGAAAUCACCAAGGACGUUGAGAAUUUAGCUAACAACAUUGGGAGUGUUGCAGCUCCAAAGAUAAAGAAGUCGGAUAUGUACAUUUGGAGAGAAAUUUUCCAAUUUUAUAUUGAAAGUGAGAUUUUCUUCAGUACAGUUGAGAGAGAAGCAGGUGAAAUAAACAUCGAAGUCAGUAGAGAGAGGUACUUUAAGUUCUUAAAACAUCUACAUGAGACCAAGAUAGUUACAAAGUUCCAACAAAAGCAAUCGUUUCUUGCAUUUGAGAAGUUCAAGCAAAUGAAUUUUGAGGUUAUGAAAAUUUCAAACUAUCAAACCUUUAACAAUAUGGCUGUGCGUAAAAUAUUGAAGAAGUUUGACAAACAGACGCAUUUGACAUCUAAGGAGAUCUUUCCCGAAUUGAUCAAAUCACACGCCAAUAUAUUGAAUGGAUCAAUAGCCAAGGACAUAUGUUUCAUAAUAGCCAAUCGAUUGUUAACUGUUGUUCCACAAAUUGACGAUUAUCUAUGUCCCAUUUGCUGUUCCAUUGCAUUCAAGCCCAUCAGGCUCCGGUGCGGCCAUCUCUUCUGUAUCCGAUGUUUGGUGAAGCUGCGUCGUAAACAUGAGGACAAAUGCCCUCUUUGCCGAGAAGAAUGUCUGCUGUCGCUAACAGUUGACGACUUGGAUAUUGCGCAGAUGAACUACAUGAAGAUGUUCUUCCCCAAGGAGGUGAGGGAAAAGGAAGUUGAAAACGAUAAGGAAAUCAUCAAGGAAACCUACGGAACAACCAAGCCAUGUGUGAUAAUGUGA